This is a messenger RNA of Symsagittifera roscoffensis, 2733 nucleotides long. RefSeq names its product alpha-mannosidase 2-like. Lineage: Eukaryota; Metazoa; Xenacoelomorpha; Acoela; Convolutidae. Gene Ontology annotation, molecular function: carbohydrate binding; alpha-mannosidase activity. The coding region runs from base 1 to 2733 and encodes 910 amino acids. The transcript is spliced from 14 exons. Gene Ontology annotation, cellular component: Golgi membrane. Gene Ontology annotation, biological process: protein deglycosylation; mannose metabolic process; N-glycan processing. The record is from RefSeq and is a predicted model, not a curated record.
AUGGAUGAAAUAUCUCUUUUCCCCCCCACUGAAGAAAGGUCCAAGGUUGUUCUGAUUCCCCAUUCGCACAAUGACCCGGGAUGGGGUUGGACAUUUCGCCAGUACUUUGACCAACGAACCAAGUUCAUUUUGGACAACGUGGUACAGUAUGUCGAACAAAAUCCAAGGCGAAGAUUCAGCUGGGUUGAGAUUUCAUUCUUGUCAUUAUGGUGGGAGCAAGCAACAGACAGUAUGAAAACGAGGUUCAAAAAACUGGUCGAUGCAGGUCAAAUUGAAUUCCUAACUGGCGGCUGGGUUAUGGAAGACGAGGCAAACACUCAUUUAUACGCUAUGAUUGACCAGGUUAUUGAGGGUAACGAUUUCAUUAAAACACACCUCAACGCAACUGCCCGCUCAGCUUGGUCCAUUGACCCUUUCGGACUAAGUUCGACAAAUGCAUACUUACGAAAGCAAAUGGGCUUUGAAAAUAUGGUGAUUCAGCGUGCACAUUAUCUCGUUAAAAAGUACUUGGCGUCCAAUCAGAAGUUAGAGUUCCGAUGGCGCCAAAAUUGGGAUAAGGGUUCGUCCACUGAUAUCCUGACGCAUUUGAUGACGUUUGCAAAUGCGUAUAACUUCCUUGACACUUGUGGCCCGGACCAGCAUGUCUGCUGUCAGUUUGAAUUCACUCAGCUUUCCACAGGAUCGCCGAGCGGAUGUAAGGCAUACAAGCCGAAAGCUGUUACGCAGAUUAAUGUGGCUGAACAGGCACUGAUGAUUCUGGACCAGUACAAGAAGAAAGCCCAAGUGUACAAAUCCAAUGUCGUCUUAGUCGCAGCGGGCGGCGACUUCUAUUACCAGAAACCGAAGGAGCUGGAAGCAAUGUUUGAGAACCACGAGAGGAUAUUCGACUACAUUAACUCGCACCCUGAGUUGAAUGCACAUGUACAGUGGGGAACUCUAAGCGAGUUUUUUGACCUGGUCAGACAACGAAUGGGACCAGAAGAGUUUCCAUCACUCAGUGGAGACUUCUUCACCUAUUCGGACAAAGAAGACGCCUAUUGGUCAGGUUUCUACACUUCGCGUGCUUUUUACAAGAAACUAGAUAGGGUUCUGGAGUCCCGACUCAGGGCUGCUGAGAUUGCGUUCUCAAUAGCUAACUUCAUGGCGCCUGCUUCCAAGUCAGAAUCUGGUGUCUGGAAAAAUGUUUCCAGCUAUCUGCUGGACAAAUUGACUGUUGCGAGACGGAAUUUGGGUCUGUUUCAGCAUCAUGAUGGCAUAACUGGUACAUCAAGGGUAAAGAUCAUGUUGUGGCGGAACGCCGAUGAAGUCAUUUCAAGGUCAGUCGAGUUCCUUGUGUCCGGACCCUCACACGACAAACAGAAUAUUCUCGAAGUCGACGAAACACGCGAUAAACAUGACUCCAUGCCGAGUAGAAAAGUACAGUCUGUGGCGGGGCUAGAAGAGGGCAAAAUGAUAUCUGUCUUGUUUUACAAUUCGCUUGGAAUACAAAGACAGCAACUAGUUUCCAUAAUCGUGGAUUCGCCACAUGUUCAGGUUCUCUGUAGCAAAGGAAAUCCAGUGGCAUCUCAAGUGUCUCCCGAAUGGAGCAACAAGAAUCUGUCCCUAACUAUGGAACCGAACACUUUCGAUCUAUGGUUCACAGUCGACAUGGAUCCUCUUUCGGUGUCUACAUACUACUUGAAGCGAAGCAAUACUACAAAAACCAGUUCAAUAUCAAUGACCAGAAUUUUCACAUUUAGUGCCACCGAGAAAAUUGAUAGAAGUUUCCCAAAUAAUGGAUUCCUAAUAGUUGAAGCAGAUCCGAAACCAUUUGAGCUUUCGAACUACCUUUAUAACCUGUCAUUCGGCGAGAAUGGCCUGCUCAAGUCGAUUCAAGACCGAAACACUCUACGAUCUACUCGAAUCGAAUUGUCUUUUGUGGGCUAUGGAGUGGACAGGGGAGGCUCCUACCUGUUCUACCCCAAAGACGAGGGCCAGCAAGUGCCAUCUUUGCGCCCUCCUGUUGUAGUUGAGAAGGGACAGCUGUUCAGUCGUAUGCAAGCCAGACAUUACAACCCCAAAUUGCCUCUUCAGGCCAGCUUCUACCCCAUGCCAUCACAGAUGAUAAUCAACAGCCAUAGUGGACUCCUCAGGCUCUCUCUGCACUCAGCACAGGCCAAUGGGGUGGGCAUGACUUCAUCAGGUCAAGUGGACAUUGUACUCGACAGAAGACUCAUGCAGGAUGACUUGCGGGGACUAGGGCAGGGCGUAAAAGAUAACAAAUUGACCCCGAAUGACUUCUGGAUUAUGCUGGAGACGUUUGAUUCCACAGAAGCACAGCAUUCCUCUGCAAAUGUCGAUGCCUCGGACUACACGAUACAUCCAACUGUUCUGUCCUUUCAGACUAACUUGGCCUUGAACAGCCCAAUCAUCCCUCUUGUGCAUUUAGCCAACCAAAGUCAUUCUUCCAUUGCAGAAGUCUCAUCAGCUAGAGGGUUCAAAGGUCAGCCGCAUAUGUUUCUACCGUGUGAUGGGCUGUCGUGCAAAAAUGGAUUCUCUGACUAUCAUCUGCCGACAAAUUGCCUACACACGCAUGGAAUUAUAGAACUAUCUGCACUCUUCAAAGGGUCUUCCGGAAACUCACUUCAGUUCACAGAGUGUACUUUGAAUGGGAUCCAUAAAAAGAAAAACGGCGCUGAACGCGCUGUGCAUAUUGAUCCAAUGAGUAUCAAGACAUAUCAAGUAACAGUUUAA